Molecule: messenger RNA, 1718 nt
Organism: Chiroxiphia lanceolata (lance-tailed manakin)
Lineage: Eukaryota; Metazoa; Chordata; Aves; Passeriformes; Pipridae
Gene: USHBP1
Product: USH1 protein network component harmonin binding protein 1
Exons: 12
Coding region: 1-1698 (565 amino acids)
Source: RefSeq, a predicted model, not a curated record
AUGCCGAGGGGCCUGGAGGAGCUGAGCCAGGCACCGGGCUGGGCCGGGCGGGUGACGCGGCGGUGCCCGGCAGUGGCGGCGGGCGAGGAGGUGCCGGCGGAGGUGGCGGCGGCGCUGGCGAGGAACGCGGCGCUCCGGGCGGCCGUGGGGCGCCGGGACGAGGAGCUGGAACAGGCCAUGGCCGUGCUGCGGGCGCUGCGGGGGGAGCGGGACCGUCUGCAGGGCAAGGUGAGGGGCCUGCAGGAUGCUCUGUCCAGCCUGGAGGAGCCGGGGGGCUCUGGAAGUGACGCCCCCGGGGUCAGCAGCCCCCUGAGGCUGCACCAGGAUCUGCCCCGGUGCGGGGACAGUGCUCAGCCCCACGGGGUGCAGCCCCUCAGGAUCCAGUCCCAUGGGAUGCAGCCCCUCAGUAUCAAGCCCCACGGGAUGCAGCCCCUCAGUUCUCAGCCCCACAGCCCCCUGUCCCCCCAGCCCUCAGCAGGUGCCAACCGGGAGCAGGAGGAGCGGCUGCAGCAGCUGCAGGGGUGCCUGGGGCGGCUGCAGGAGGUGAACAGGGAGCUGGCGGCCGCGCUGCAGGAGUGCAAGAGCGAGGCGGAAAGGCUGAGCAUGGAGCUGGGACAGCACGAGUCCCGCAGCACCGCCCUGCGCCUGGCCCUGCGCUGCAGCGAGCGCUGUGGAGGCGCUUAUGCCGCCCUGCUGGACCUGCUGCAGGCAAAGGUGGGAAGGGAGGACGGUGCCCGCGGGGGAGCCACGGAGGAGCCAAGCCUGGGGCACACAUGGGGGUCCAGCCCCACGGCCACGGAGGGGACGCAGCUCCUGGGCCCAGCAGAGCCGGACGGGCGGGAGGAGAGUGGGGCCAGCAGCUCCCCCGGGGCACAGAGCACUCCGGCGCCCCGGGGGAUGGAGGAGGGGGCCCUGCGGGAGCACAUCCGCCGGCUGCGCGCGGAGCAGGCGGCCAUGGAGGGGUCUCUGCUGGACGCCCCGGACCCCCCCGGGGUGACCCAGCACGGCCAGGACGCCCGGGCCCGGGCAGAGAGGGCACUGCGGGACGCCAGGGCACUGCUGCCAGGCUGGAGGAGGCCCGAGAAGGCGGAGCUGCUGCAGGACCUGGCGAUGCUCAAGGAGGCCAUGGCUGAGCUGAGGACGCGGCUGCAGCUGGCGGAGAGGGAGAAGCGGGGCCUGGAGGUGCUGCUGGCCGGGCAGGGCCCGCGGGAAGCUGCCCUGCGCCUCGUGCUCCAGCACCUGCAGUGGGAGCGGGAUGGGGGCACCCACCGCCCCCCCAGCAGCUCCAGCAGCUCCAGCAGCAGCGAGGGGGAUGCCCGGAUUGGCCGGGGCGGAGCGGCGGCUCCGCGGAACCCUCCGGAUCCGGAGAGGAUGAGGGAAGAGCUGCUCCGCACCUCAGCCAGGGCGGAGGAGCUGCGUGCCCGGGCACAGGAGCUGGUGCUGUCCCUGGAGCAGGGCAGUGCCACCAGCCGAGCACAGCAGGCACAGAGUGUCACCAUCACCACGGAUCUGUUCCAGGCACACAGCGCCCUGGCCCUGGCGUACCGCGGUGCCCGGCGCAAGCAGGCGGCCCAGGCGCGGCGCCUGGAGGCGCAGGCGGGAGCCCUGCGCAGGCAACAUUCCCGGCGGGAGCAGGCGCUGGCCCGCAGGCUGCAAUCCCUGGAGCAGGGCCCGGCCGGCAGCGAGACCUGCAUCUAGAGACCCCCCCCCGGAGCCCC